Molecule: messenger RNA, 6052 nt
Organism: Marmota flaviventris (yellow-bellied marmot)
Lineage: Eukaryota; Metazoa; Chordata; Mammalia; Rodentia; Sciuridae
Source: RefSeq, a predicted model, not a curated record
UCGCCCUCCUCCUACCAGCGCGCGGGCGGCGGCGGCGGCGGCACCGGGGUCACGAACUCUGACCUUUCACUGACAAAAACAAUAACAAACCCCCCCUUCCCCGCGACCCCGGCGGCGCCCUCGGGCCCGCCCCCGCCGCCCCCGCUCCCACCGCGGCGUCUCGUCUCUCCCGCCUGCCGCCCCGCGAGCCCGCGGCCCCCGGGCUCCCGCCAUCCGCCGACGCCGGGAGCCGGGCCUCCCCGCGCCCUGCCCUCCGCGCCGGGGGCCGCCCGCCGCAGACACGGGACCUGCUUCGAGGCCGCUUUGGCGCCCAAUCCUGAGGUACCGCGUACACAGACCCAUCGGCCGGAAUCUCCAGGGAUGACCAGCCCCUCCCCGCGCAUCCAGAUCAUCUCCACCGACUCCGCGGUAGCCUCACCUCAGCGCAUUCAGAUCGUGACAGACCAGCAGACAGGACAGAAGAUCCAGAUAGUCACCGCAGUGGACGCCUCGGGAUCCUCCAAGCAGCAGUUCAUCCUGACCAGCCCAGAUGGAGCUGGGGCCGGGAAGGUGAUCCUGGCUUCCCCCGAGACGUCCAGCGCCAAGCAGCUCAUCUUCACCACCUCCGACAACCUCGUCCCCGGCAGGAUCCAGAUCGUCACGGAUUCUGCUUCUGUGGAGCGCUUGCUGGGGAAGGCGGACGUCCAGCGGCCCCAGGUGGUGGAGUACUGUGUGGUCUGUGGCGACAAAGCCUCUGGCCGUCACUAUGGGGCCGUCAGCUGCGAGGGCUGCAAAGGUUUCUUCAAGAGGAGCGUGAGGAAGAGCCUGACCUACAGCUGCCGCAGCAGCCAGGACUGCGUCAUCAACAAGCACCACCGCAACCGCUGCCAGUUCUGCCGCCUCAAGAAGUGCCUGGAGAUGGGCAUGAAGAUGGAAUCUGUGCAGAGUGAGCGGAAGCCCUUCGACGUGCAGCGGGAGAAACCAAGCAAUUGUGCUGCUUCCACGGAGAAAAUCUAUAUCCGGAAAGACCUGCGAAGUCCUCUGAUAGCCACUCCCACGUUUGUGGCAGAGAAAGAUGGAGCCAGACAGACGGGUCUUCUGGAUCCAGGGAUGCUCGUCAACAUCCAGCAGCCGCUGAUACGCGAGGAUGGCACGGUGCUCCUGGCCACGGAUUCCAAGGCCGAGACGAGCCAGGGAGCUCUGGGCACCCUUGCAAACGUAGUGACCUCCCUUGCCAACCUGAGCGAGUCCCUGAACAAUGGCGACACUUCAGAGAUCCAGCCGGAGGACCAGUCUGCCAGCGAGAUCACUCGGGCGUUUGACACCUUAGCUAAAGCACUUAACACGGCGGACGGCGCCUCGCCCCCCGGCCUGGCGGACGGCGUGGACACCAGUGGAGGGGGCAGCAUCCACGUCAUCAGCAGAGACCAGUCGACGCCCAUCAUCGAGGUCGAGGGCCCCCUCCUUUCAGACACACACGUCACUUUUAAGCUGACCAUGCCCAGCCCGAUGCCCGAGUACCUCAACGUGCACUACAUCUGCGAGUCCGCCUCCCGCCUGCUCUUCCUCUCCAUGCACUGGGCCCGCUCCAUCCCCGCCUUCCAGGCCCUCGGGCAGGACUGCAACACGAGCCUGGUGCGGGCCUGCUGGAACGAGCUCUUCACCCUGGGCCUGGCCCAGUGCGCCCAGGUCAUGAGCCUCUCCACCAUCCUGGCCGCCAUCGUCAACCACCUGCAGAACAGCAUCCAGGAAGACAAGCUGUCGGGCGAGCGCAUCAAGCAGGUCAUGGAGCACAUCUGGAAGCUGCAGGAGUUCUGCAACGGCAUGGCGCGGCUCGAGGUGGACGGCUAUGAGUACGCAUACCUUAAAGCUAUAGUUCUCUUUAGCCCCGAUCACCCGGGGCUGACGGGCACGAGCCAGAUCGAGAAGUUCCAGGAGAAGGCGCAGAUGGAGCUGCAGGACUAUGUGCAGAAGACCUACGCCGAGGACACCUACCGAUUGGCCCGGAUCCUCGUCCGCCUGCCUGCGCUCAGGCUGAUGAGCUGCAGCAUAACGGAGGAACUCUUUUUCACUGGUCUCAUUGGCAAUGUUUCAAUAGACAGCAUAAUCCCCUACAUCCUCAAGAUGGAGACGGCGGAGUACAACGGCCAGAUCACCGGAGCCAGCCUAUAGUACCCACGCGCGCCCGCCACCGCCCGUGGGACCCGCCAGGACCGCUCGGACCAAGGGGAGCAAAAGUAGUGGUGUUUGGUAUGUGCAAAGGGUGGCCGGGUCCCACCCGGUUCCUCCUGUUGACCCCAGACAGUGGGAUCCUCUCCCGCCGUGAGAAGCGUUUUCAUGCCUUUUGAUGAAGAUUUUGGAAAAAUCUUUUAACUCCAUUUGUAUUUAGCAAUUCUCAAAGGGCAAAAAACCAUAAAAAGGAAGUUUUAUAAUGUCAGAGACUAGUAUUAAAGCAACUAAAAGAACCUAAGAGAACAGUACGUGUGUAAAUAUAUUAAAAAUGUCCUUGGAAUUAAUAGCUACUAAUUGCCAGGGUGACAAUAGCACUUUCUAAGCACUUGUUAUCAAACUUUGUAACGUUAGCGACACCUGCCUGUGGGCGGGGCCACGGGAACGCGGGCGCCUUUGGCUGGAGCGCUGGGGACUGACACCGCGGGUUCCGGAGACAAUCAUUUGUUUAGAGCGUCGUCUUUCCUCGGUCUGUGCACGUGGCUCCUGUGAACGGAAACGUGGCGACCGGGCUGACCGUUGGGUCCCCUGACCGCGGUCCUGGUCUGUGGCGGGCGUCUGCGGACUCUCCAUCACCUGCGCCUGCUUCUGAGGAUUAGGUUGGAGCGGGUCAGACCGAACGGCGAUUGGAGACCUGUCACACCUCCAGCAUCGGCAGACGUCCUCAGGUCACCUCACGCUCGUGGCAGCUGCAGCCUCUGACCCAGCAGGGCAGGGUGGGCACCCUCAACCCUGGACGCCCCUUCCUGAGUGGGGGGGGGGCUGCGUGGAGAGGGACAGUGCAGCUUCUGGAGCGUGAGGACCCCUGCCCGGGGGUUUCCACCUGACACCCCGGGAGCAGGUCAGGGCCGGUGGCACAGGAGCCCAGCAGCUCGUCCUCUGCAGGUCAUGAACAUCAGGGGUGGCCUCUCACUGUCCCAGCACGUGGUGCCCCAGCAGAAAGCAACCCUCAUCCCCAAGGGACAGUCUUCCUCAGAAGUUAGUGACCCUAGUUGACACCAAAAGCCGAGCUCGGUUGCCAGGCGUACCGUCACCUCCAUGAGCGCAGUUUGCAUCUGUUGACCAGGUGGCCCGUCCCUACCUUUGUCUCCAUGGCACUGGGUGUGGGCUCCAGGCAGAGGGGCUGUGUCCUCCUGCGGUGGGCAGUGCUCCGGGCUGUGGCAGCAGGAUCGGGGGGACGCAUCCCCCUCAGGCUCCGUCAUUAGGGCUGUUACUCCUCCUGGGCAGCAGAGGCUGGAGAGUGGCAGUGGUGGCCGAUGGACUUGAGUGUUUAGGAAGGUGAGACAGAGGCUCCCCGAGAGCAGAGCUGGCCUGGUGGGUCUGGCGGCUCCUGUGUCCCUUGCAGCUGCCACUUCCGUGUUCUUGCAUGUCCGAGGGCCGCAUGAUGGCCCCGGGUGCCCCAUGUGCCUGCAGAGGUGCCGGCCUGAGCUGCCCAGGGCUGAUCCCGGAGGACGCUCUUGGGCUUGGAAGUCCCUCGUGUGGCCUGAGCCUCAGGUUACUUAAGGAGACUCACCAUUUAGGGUGCAGCCGUCAUGGGCCGUCAGCGUUGGGGAGCUUGUGGUCCAGGUGUGACGACGUGAGGCCAGGUCCCGAGACGCUCUGCAUGCAGCCUAGGUGAGGACAGCAGCCCAGGGGGGAGGACGGCCCCCACGGGCACUUCUUGGUUAAGCGGCCUUCUUCCGAGGAGUAGCUCAAAUGACGCUGACUCAGGUGUUGGAGUCACCUGUGCAUACACCAGACCCAGACGCUCAGCCCAGUGUCACUGGUCCCCUUCCUCCUGGAAGGUGAGGUGCUGCCCAGCCUCUGCCCUCGGGCUGAGGUUUUGGGGUCCUUAAAUGGGUUUUUCUAUUGAAUCUGGGGUGUGGUGGCCGUGCACCCUUCUUUUCUAGCUUGUGGGCAGGACUGGGCACACCCCUCCCCACGGCCACUUGGGCAGCUGGCCACCACGGGAGCCGGGAGCUGGAGCCUCACCCUGUCCUCUGGGGACGCGUCCCUGCAGAGCAGUCCUGGGUGGCAGUUGGCAUCCGUGUCUGGAAGCCUCUGGCUGGCGGCGUUCAGGGUCCCCUAAGCCUGUUAAGUGUCCUGUGAGACCCGAUUUUUCGCCAGGUGCCCUUUGGUCCUGGGAACACCUCAGCCAGUAAGCAGAUGCCCCCAUGUCCCCUGCCCAGCCACCGAUCUCUAGGUCAGUCACGCAGCUCUGAGAAUUGUCUUAACUUUGUAGAUUUUGAAAGCCAAGACCCCAGCGCGACAGGGUGGCUCUUGGUCUUCUGCACACUAGGUUCCAGGCCACCCCCUCCUCCUGUGUCCCGCAGUGUGUACUGGGCGUGUCCAGCCCCAGGGCUCCGCAGCAGCCUGGGUGACGUACAUGUGUCCAUACCCCGAGUACAGAGCUGUGUGUGUGUGACAGACGCCCGCCCCUGCCCUGGACAGUUCUUGACAGUUGCUCGAGGCCCCUGGUUGGGGGGGGCUGGUUUUCCUACCUGCAUCUUCCCGUGGGGAGGCCUUUCUCUCCAGGCAGGAAAGGAGGGGACAGGAGGACUCUUCUCUGUUCACACGAGGGCUGCAGUGUCCACAGCUACGUGGCCAUUUCUCAACUCAAGUCACACGGCAGCUGGCAGCCCAGCUGGAAGGAGUUUCCCAGGUGGCCAGAGCCAGGCCCCGGCCAGGGUGCGGACCGUCUUUGUCAGUGGGGCCUAGAGCGAGGCCAGGGCACAGCCGGGAGGUCUUUGGAGGCUGGCCUUGGUGCGGUUCCCCGCCCCCUGGGGGCCUGACGGGUCCCCAGGCUAAACUCCUUUCUGAAAAAUUCAAAUCAUAAUUUUCAGAAAUGAACUGGUGUUUGUCCUUAAAGCCACAGACACCAAGUUUCUGUCACCAGGUCUAACCUGAUGACUCCCCAUAAUAGGGCUCUGAGCGAAGACCUGGCCCUGGAGCCAGGCCCAGCCUGGUGGUCACUGCUGGAUGACCGGGACCCUCCCAGGCUGCUCUUUUUCUCGGUGCAGCAUCAGCAUGUUCGAGGACACGGGGACACUGCUCAGUGCCUUUGAGAGACGCGGGCCCUCAGCGCUCGGUGGCCCUACUUUGACGUAAAACGAAGGUGGCGCUGCUGUGGCCCUCACCUGCUGUGACAAUCACAUGUUUGAAAGUGGCUUUCUAGCUGAAAAACAUGGAAGUCUGACAGUCUCUGUCACCUGUUUGACCGGCAUAACAGCAGCCGAGUGACCCAACCACUUGACGGGGCACUAAAGGGUGAAGGUUGGGGUGGCGGUUGGGGACAGCAGGCUCUCCCUUAAGAGUGGCUUUUCCUCGGGAGCAGACUCAGUUGUACGAGUGGCAGACUUGCUGUCCUCCGUCUCACCUGUCCCCCGGGGGCCAGCGCUGGCCUGGUCCUCUGACUGCGAAGCUGCACGUGUCCCCACACACCAGCUGUGGGUUCCCGGUAGUUGGGACUUCUGUUAAAAUGUAGCCGCCUCCCAGCCCUUAAAAAGGCACCCCCCCAGAGGACAGUGCGGGCGUGAGGUUUCCUGGGACCAUCCCUGUCACCCUGCCCUUCUCUCCUUGACGCCGUGACAUUUGGACUCCGGGUUGAGACCCUGUGGAGGCUGCAGCUGUGCACAGCUCCCGUCCCCUGUGAAGCGAGCGUUGUUCUGUGAUGGCAUUUCAAUGGCAUGUCCUUUUUUAACCCGAUUUUGUAUCUAACGCUGUCCCGCCCGCGGCCCUGCGCUGUGUCCGUGGCGCUGCCGUGCAUGCGCAGCUGUGUGCGUGACCCAUGCUGUCUGAUGUGGCCUCGCUGUGGCCCACCCUGCUGCCUACAGGAGGGCAGACCAUUAAAAGUGAAUUAAAGCCU